Molecule: messenger RNA, 915 nt
Organism: Epinephelus fuscoguttatus (brown-marbled grouper)
Lineage: Eukaryota; Metazoa; Chordata; Actinopteri; Perciformes; Serranidae
Product: protein starmaker-like
Exons: 7
Coding region: 1-882 (293 amino acids)
Source: RefSeq, a predicted model, not a curated record
AUGAAGGACAUAACAUUGUCUUCCUUCGAGUGGUGUGAAUUUUCGCACCCUCAUCAGGACCCUAGCAGCGCUGUUCUGGAUGUAUUGGAGCUUUUGAAUGCUCUUGCUAGGGAUCCUGAUGAGGAGUGCAUUGCAAUAUUCCAGCCUGGAGGAGACAAAGGUGUGGACCAGCUUUUCUGCAUCUGCCAGAGUGCUCCUGAGGAAGUGGAACCUUCAAAGGAACCCUCGACUAAAGAUGGGAAAGAAGAAAGAAGGAAAGCUGUGACUACACGAAGACAUGAUGAUGGUGCUGAGGAUGGAGCUCUGCCACAUCCGUCCCCCACAAGUUCUCGUCCCCCACAAGUUCUUUUGCACCGAAAGAAAGCACAAAGACAUGAUGACGAUGGGAGUGAUGGUGAUGAUGAGAGUGAUGGUGAUGAGGAUGGAGCUCUGCCACAUCCGUCCCCCACAAGUUCUCAUGUUCAGCGCCGAAAGCAAGCACAAAGACAUCAUGAUGAUGAUGGGAGUGAUGGUGAUGAUGAGAGUGAUGGUGAUGAGGAUGGAGCUCUGCCACAUCCAUCCCCCACAAGUUCUCGUGUUCAGCGCCGAAAGCAAGCACAGAGACAUGAUGAUGAGGAUGGAAACAAGCAACCCACAAACACCACAAGACAGAAGAGUGUAAAGAAAACUGCAGCUAAACGAAAGUACCAUGUUGAUGCUGCUGCUGCUGCUGAUGAUGAUGGAGAGAGGCAAAACGUCUCAUCCAGAAGACCAACUGUUAAGAGACUUAAGAAGACUGCAAAUAAAACACAACACAAUGAUGACGGUAAGAUGAAUUUCUAUAAGAUAGGUACAUUCUCAGAUGAAAUUUCAAGUCACUGGGAUCAGGUUUUGAUCGACUAGGAUAUUAAUCAUGUCAUUAAAUACAAAGAUUAA